Messenger RNA from Varroa destructor (honeybee mite), 2627 nucleotides. RefSeq names its product LTV1 ribosome biogenesis factor (gene LTV1). Gene Ontology annotation, biological process: ribosomal small subunit export from nucleus; ribosomal small subunit biogenesis. Gene Ontology annotation, cellular component: cytosol; preribosome, small subunit precursor; nucleus. The record is from RefSeq and is a predicted model, not a curated record. Lineage: Eukaryota; Metazoa; Arthropoda; Arachnida; Mesostigmata; Varroidae.
AAAGAAAAUUUUCGGCAUCUGCUUUAUUUCGUAUAUUUUUCCAACGUAAAAAACUACAAAAAUGACCCAACAUACUCGUUGUGUGUACGGCGAGUGUUUUCUAGCUCGUUAAGCUUACCCAACUAUGUUCUUUCUUCAAAAAUCUUAAGGCGAUUUUCGAAGAAUUUGAAAAAUCUAGUGAAGUGCGAUCUCUACGUCUAAGACGACAUUUGUUUACUUGAGCAAAUUAGUCUUGAGUAGUACUCUCAGCUAUGGUUUAAUAGGGAGAGAAAUUAGAAAUGUCGAAAACGUUGUUUUUUGCCAAUAGACACGCCUAUCAUUGGAGUACAAGCUAAAGGUAAUUUUUGUGACUCGAAUAAAUUCUGAUAAUGUGUUCAUAGACAAAGAAAGAUGUUUCCAAAGAAUAUCAUAGCGAUCAAUAGACAAAACGUCACAAAAAUGUCAUUGUGAAGAAGCAUAUACAGUCAAGAAUAUUGUUUUUUGUAUGGUCUAAAACCUUUUUGCACCAGUCCCGUAUAUUUAGCAAUAAUGCCGUGACACGCUGGAGAUCAAUUUGGACAUUGUUUGGUGCUUUUCAUGAUUCCCCACGGUGACGGUCAUUAAGCAAAACCUUUGUAGCACUUGCCUGAGUCCAAUUAAGUUCAAUUGAGUCCAGUCAAUUUUGUUGUAUAUUUUAAGUGGUCUGCGGUAUAACAGGUCUUCAGUGAAGCCUUGGCGUGCAAAAUUAAUAUGAAUUAACGUUCUAGCAAGACUAAGGAGCAUAUAUUGGGGAUUUCGUCUGAUAUGCAAACGAUCUCGUUGUUCAGUCGAAUCCUUUGCUUGGUUAGCAAGUAUCCAACGGACAUUUUUUUUUCAGUAAACAUAUCUCGUAGAAGGCGUAGAGGACUCUCAUAGUAGCUACAACGACUUAUGACCUAAGGAAACUCAGACUCAAGAUAGCCCUAACGCUGUUUAAUUUUAAAGUAGGUUUCUGCAAAUCAUAUGGGUUACCGUUCGAAUGCGACUAGCUUGUUACCAACUUAACGUUCUUGUCUGAACAAAGCCAGACUUCCUCAGGCGUAUCCUACCUCUGUAUGGUUUAGCGGAAAACAAACGAGCCUACCCACUCUGUAACAUGCCGCUUUUCGUGAAAGACGUAGACGAUACACAAGUGUGACGAUAUCCCCGAUAAACUGAAAAUGAAUGAUAUGCACCCAAAAUUUUAUCGGGCUUGGAACAACUUGCUUUGAAAAGACUAUGGCAAAGCUACUCGACAUGUCUAACUUGGUGGAGAUCAAUUGCGAAAUCCAGAAGGAGGAAAAAUUAAGCCAAGAAAAGCCCCUUGCACCGGAACAUCCACGAAUUUCACUUCCGUCCUCUGUGUUUCCGUCACACGUUGAAGAACACAUUGGUCACUUACAUAAAGGGGUUUCAACUAAACUCCGUCCUGAUUGGGAUCCUGACGUAAUAGCGGCAUUAGAUGACGAUUUCGAAUGCGAUGAACUUGAGGACGAUUUCGUAGCCCUCGCAUCAGGGGGCGCUCACUGUAUUGAAGAUUUAGGCGCAGGUGACGAGGAAUUCACAGCACGUCGUUUCUACUAUUCGGAACGCGAAUCUGCAAACGCCUUUGAAAAUAUUGAAGCUUGCCCUGGCAGUGAUGAUAAUAGAAUGCUUGAUGCUUCUUGUUCUUCAAAUGAUGAUGAGGGAGAAUACGACGAAAUAAAAAAAGAACAUAAGACUCUGAGCAUGGGAGGCAGAAUCAAAUUUGCUGACGAAGAAAUCCAAUCAAAAUUUACAUCGUAUUCGUUAAGCAGUGCAGCCAUGAGUCGCACAGGUGGACUAAAGACACUCGAUGAUCAGUUCGAACUAAUGUUUGGCUAUGAGUACGGUGAUAAAGAUGUCGGUGCGUUGGAUGGUGAGAAUAUCGAAGGCUCUGUUCCGAUUGAAUCCGACGUAGUAAAUAAGCUUUCGAAACAAUAUGAAAAAGCUGUCAGCUUGAAUUCUGGCGUUAUAGAGACGUCUAUCGGAGAGCCAAAUAGUGAGGUAAAAAUGCGUGUGAUGAAGUCACUCCAAGACAUUGAAAAAGUUGAGGUGCUAGAUCUAGUCGACAACGAUACCGCACCUGAUGGCCGAAAAUGGGAUUGUGAAUCUAUACUCUCAACGUAUAGUAAUUUAUACAAUCGGCCCAAGAUUAUCGACGUUACGGCUAAAAAUAGUACUAAAAUCCACCUCGGUGCAAAAGGGGUACCUACUGCAGGAGGAGGACUGACGAAACAAGCACUUAAAAAGUUAGACGGUGAUUUUGUAAAAGCAGAUGAUUACGCAAAAUUCAUAUGCAGUCGAGCCAGGGCAGUCGGUGUUUUACGUGCGAAAAACGAAAGUCCGAAGGAACGUAAAGCACGCAAGCAACAAGUUAAAGAGUUUCGGCGUGAACGGAGGAUUGAAAAGAAAAUAAAUACUUUAUCAUUUAAAACAGAAGAGUACCGGCAAAAGGAGCAAGAAUGUAAUGCUCGUAAGAACCUGAGAGGUUUAAAGCUUCAAUAAGGGUGAAGGAUGAAGGCAAGCAAUGUAUUUUUUAAUUAUUGGGUGGAUAAGCGACAUGGUUGGCAACAAAUGAAAUAAAUGGGCCUUGUGUUAUGCUAUCAUUA